Molecule: messenger RNA, 988 nt
Organism: Phodopus roborovskii (desert hamster)
Lineage: Eukaryota; Metazoa; Chordata; Mammalia; Rodentia; Cricetidae
Gene: Sdhaf3
Product: succinate dehydrogenase complex assembly factor 3
Exons: 2
Coding region: 1-378 (125 amino acids)
Biological process (GO): succinate metabolic process; mitochondrial respiratory chain complex II assembly
Cellular component (GO): mitochondrion; mitochondrial intermembrane space
Source: RefSeq, a predicted model, not a curated record
AUGCCGGGGUGGCAUGUUUCGCGAGUCCGCUCCUUAUAUAAGCGCAUCUUGCAGCUGCACCGGGCUCUGCCCCCGGAUCUCAAAGCCCUGGGUGAUCAGUACGUGAAGGACGAGUUUAGGAGACAUAAGACUGUUGGUCCUGGCGAGGCCCAGCGUUUCUUGCAGGAAUGGGAGGCAUAUGCAGCAGUGUUAAGGCAACAAGCUAAGGACAACAGACAAAGUUCAUCAGGAAAAGCUUGUUUUGGCACCUCUCUCCCGGAAGAAAAACUCAAUGACUUUCGUGAUGAGCAGAUUGGACAGUUGCAAGAGCUGAUGCAAGAAGCUACCAAACCCAAUCGGCAGUUUAGUAUCACUGAGUCUACAAAACCAAAAUUGUGAUACAUAAAUCUUAACAAAGCAUGUUAAAUUUAAACCACUUACCUCAUCUAUCAUUGGCUCUUUAAAAUAUAUCUGUGCGGCUUUGAUGGAAUAGUCUUGUUUUGGUAUUGUAUGAAUGAUAAAUGGAUAAAGAUUACAAAUGGCACACUAUUGAUGGGAGAUGUCAUCAUUCUGUAAAUAUGUUUCUCAUACUGGUUAAUGAAUAAAGCACUGUUGGCCAAUAGGAAAGCAAGAUAGGCAGGACUAGGAGACAAGAAGGAUUUGAGGAAGUAGUAGGGAGGAGUCAACAUGGAGAGCCUGGAGAGAGGAAGUCCGGGCCUACUCUCUGGUAAGAUGAGACCACAUGGAAAUACUUAGAUUAAUAGAAAUGGGUUAAUAUUUAAGGCAGAGCUAGCCGAUAAGAAACUAGUAACAGGCCAACAGCAUAAUAUUAAAUACAGAGUCUCUGUGUGUUAUUUGGGGCUGGUGCGGUUCUGGGCCCGGGUCAGCAGGAAAAACCUUAUUUGUACACACUAUGCCAUCACUGGAGUAACAGAUUUGCUGUGUGGAAUGUAAUUUUGUGGAAUUUAAUUCUUGGAGUAAAAGGCAUUAAAAAGAACAUACUUUGGAA